Messenger RNA from Plutella xylostella (diamondback moth), 1518 nucleotides. RefSeq names its product glyoxylate reductase/hydroxypyruvate reductase. The record is from RefSeq and is a predicted model, not a curated record. Gene Ontology annotation, molecular function: NAD binding; hydroxypyruvate reductase (NADH) activity; glyoxylate reductase (NADPH) activity. Lineage: Eukaryota; Metazoa; Arthropoda; Insecta; Lepidoptera; Plutellidae. Gene Ontology annotation, cellular component: cytosol.
UGUCAAAAUUACCAGCUGUUUCUGCUGUAUUUAUUCAGUUUGUUUCAUUUCUUUGUAAAUAAAUGUUAUUUUAAUAAUAUUAUCUCCUGCUGGCCUCUCAACCUUAUACCUACUGAUAAUGAGUGCAUUAUCAUUCAUCAAAUCGACUAAAGGAAAAGUAAUUUUGGGUACCGUUUUCGCUCUACACUGUGUUGUUUACGUGGCGAAACCAUCGUUCUUCAAAGGAGAUAACCAAAAUAAAGUUAUCGGCGUACCGCCUAAAUAUCUUCCAGAGAAAUAAACAAUAAACUGUGACAUAACUUUUAAUAUUAAGCAACGAAUAACUAGUUUACGAAACAUAACCUAAAAAUUCAUGAUCUUCACAAGGUUAACAUCUGCAAGUAGAAACUUAGUAAACUUAAGUGUUAGAAACAUGAGUUCCGGCAAGUCUAAAGUGUUUGUUACCCGCAAUGAUAUGCCGAAAUGCGGCUUGGAUUUACUUAAUAAAGAAUGUGACGUUUCCUACUGGGACAAGCCAUCCCCGGCCCCUCGUCAGGAGCUGCUGAAGCGAGUCGCCGGCACCAACGCCAUCUACUGCGCACUGUCAGACAAGAUAGACCGAGAGUUGCUGGAUGCCGCUGGCCCUCAGCUGAAGGUUGUGUCUACUAUAUCUGUUGGCUACGACCAUGUCGAUGUGGUGGAGUGCAGGAAGCGUGGCAUCAGGAUUGGAUAUACUCCUGAUGUGCUGACGGAUGCUACUGCUGAGCUUACUUUGGCUCUACUGCUGUGCACAUCACGUCGCCUGACAGAAGCCAUUCACGAAGCCAAGACUGGAGGCUGGGUCUCUUGGGCGCCAACAUGGAUGACAGGGCCCGGCCUGGCUGGAGCCACUGUUGGGAUUGUUGGCUUCGGUAGAAUCGGACAGGCUGUAGGCAGGAGAGUCAAGGCAUUCAACACUGCCAAGAUCUUAUACUUCAACAGAAGCGAAAAAGCAGAGGCAAAAGAAAUUGGAGCUGAAAAAGUCAGUUUUGAUGAGCUACUAGAAAAGAGUGACUUUGUUAUUUGUACAGCAGCUUUAGUACCUGAGACUAAGGAGAUGUUCAACAAGGCAGCAUUUGCCAAGAUGAAGAAUACAGCUGUGUUUGUGAAUACGAGUCGCGGUGGAACCGUGGAUCAGGAUGCUUUGAUUGAGGCUCUGCAGAACAAUGUGAUAUGGGGGGCGGGGCUGGACGUGACCACGCCAGAGCCACUGCCGCUGGACAGUCCCCUGUUUAAGAUGAAGAACUGUGUGGUGCUGCCACAUAUAGGCAGUGCUGCCAUUGAAGCCAGGGAUACCAUGAGCACACUCACUGCACAGAAUAUUCUGGCUGCAUUGAAUGGCAAGGAUAUGCCUGCUGAGCUCAAGUGACUACAUUUAUAGUUAGCAGUUAGUGUAUAAAUAAGAAACAAGCUUUGAGCUUGAGUAAUGUAUGUAAUACAUUUAUGGAGAAUAUUAUGAUACUAUGUAGUAAUAAUAAUAAAUAGUAUGUUAACAAUGUA